ACUCACUGCUCUGCGUCCACGGGCCAGCCGGAGUCUCACAGCGCCUCGACGGGACAGUGUGCCUCAGGACACUAAUCCCCCCCCCACACACACACCCAGCACGCACCCACACAUUGCGCCUGCACCUGGGGGUGACUGCACAGGAUGGCCCAGGUCAGCGAGCUGGGCCAGCUUGAGGACGGCGAGGACGAGAGGCCCAAAUGGGACAACAAGGUGCAGUACUUACUGAGCUGCAUCGGCUUUGCAGUGGGGCUGGGCAACAUAUGGAGGUUUCCGUACCUGUGCCAGACCUACGGAGGAGGGGCCUUCCUCAUCCCCUACUUCAUCGCCCUGGUUUUUGAGGGGAUCCCUCUCUUCCACAUUGAGCUUGCCAUCGGCCAACGCCUGCGGAGGGGCAGCCUCGGAGUGUGGAUGGCCAUCUCCCCUUACCUCGGCGGAGUAGGCCUGGGCUGCUUUACCGUGUCCUUCCUGGUCAGCCUGUACUACAACACUGUCCUCGUCUGGGUCCUGUGGUUCUUUCUCAACUCCUUCCAGCACCCGCUGCCUUGGAGUACCUGCCCGCUGGAUCUUAACAGAACAGGGUUUGUGCCAGAGUGCCAGGGCAGCGGCACCGUGAGCUACUUCUGGUACCGGCAGACGCUGAACAUCUCGGCUGACAUCAGUGACAGCGGUACCUUCCAGUGGUGGCUGUUCCUUUGCAUGGUGGCCUGCUGGGCGAUUGUGUACCUGUGUGUCAUCAGAGGCAUUGAGUCAACAGGGAAGGCGAUCUACUUCACAGCUCUCUUUCCUUACCUGGUGCUGACCAUCUUUCUCGUCAGAGGCCUGACUCUGCCGGGGGCAGCAGAGGGCUUGACCUACCUGUUCACUCCCAAGAUGCAAACGCUCCAGAAUCCCCGGGUGUGGCUGGACGCGGCCACCCAGAUCUUCUUCUCUCUCUCGCUGGCCUUCGGAGGACACAUUGCUUUCGCAAGCUACAACCCGCCCAGGAACAACUGCAAGAAAGACGCCGUGACCAUCGCCCUGGUCAACAGCAUGACCUCCCUCUACGCGUCCAUUAUAAUCUUCUCUGUCCUGGGCUUUAAGGCAACCAACGACUAUGGGCAGUGUCUGGACAGAAACAUCCUGAGCCUCAUCAACGAGUUUGACUUCCCAGAGCAGAGCAUCCCUAGAGACGACUACCCCACUGUCCUCCUGCACCUGAAUGCCACCCAGCCAGAGAGGGUAGCCCGGCUCCCCCUGAAGGCUUGCCACCUGGAAGAUUUUCUGGAUAAGAGUGCCUCAGGCCCGGGCCUGGCUUUCAUCAUCUUUACGGAGGCUGUCCUGAACAUGCCAGGGGCCACCGGGUGGGCCAUACUCUUUUUUGGAAUGCUGUUCACGUUGGGCCUGUCCUCCAUGUUCGGGAAUAUGGAGGGCGUCAUCACGCCACUCCUGGACAUGGGAAUCUUGCCCAAAGGCAUCCCCAAGGAAGCUCUGACAGGGCUGGUCUGCCUGAUGUGCUUCCUGUCAGCCACCUGCUUCACGCUGCAGUCUGGGAGCUACUGGCUGGAGAUCUUUGACAACUUCGCAGCUUCUCUCAACUUGAUCAUUUUUGCAUUCUUCGAGGUGGUCGGGGUCAUUUACGUGUACGGAAUGAAGCGGUUCUGUGACGACAUCGAAUGGAUGACUGGGCAGCGGCCCGGCCUGUACUGGCGGGUGGCGUGGUACGUAGUGAGCCCACUGUUGCUACUCAGCAUCUUCCUCGCGUACAUCAUUCUCCUGGCCCACAAGGCACCCAGCUACAAGGCCUGGAACCCGCAAUACGAACAAUUUCCCUUGAAACAGGAGAAGCUCUACCCAGGCUGGGUCCAGGUCAUCUGUGUGCUCCUGUCCUUCCUGCCCUCACUGUGGGUCCCAGGAGUCGCGUUGGCCCAGCUACUGUGCCGGCAGAGACAGAAGUGGAAGGACGCCCAGCUGGAGAGUGGUCUGAAGCUACAGAAUGGAAGACACUGCUGAGUGGCUGAGCCACUGCAUGGGUUGGGUGAGGGGCACGGGCCUCUGGCCACUCAGAACUGGCUUUCCACUGCUGAGUAAACACGAUCGCUGCUUUGCCCUAUUCUAUGGGUCCCAGGCAGCUGCAAGGUG
This is a messenger RNA of Jaculus jaculus (lesser Egyptian jerboa), 2121 nucleotides long. It is a transcript of the gene Slc6a18, whose product is annotated as solute carrier family 6 member 18. Lineage: Eukaryota; Metazoa; Chordata; Mammalia; Rodentia; Dipodidae. Gene Ontology annotation, biological process: sodium ion transmembrane transport. Bases 145 to 1992 code for a protein of 615 amino acids. The transcript is spliced from 12 exons. The record is from RefSeq and is a predicted model, not a curated record. Gene Ontology annotation, cellular component: plasma membrane.